UCCGGGAAUGUGCCGUGAUCAGAGUUUUAGUCGCGGAAGGCAAGAAAGGUUGUAAAAUCCACGAAAGAAUAUUAGAAAUGUACGGAGACAAUUGUUUGAAUCAAUCGAACGUUUAAAAAUGGGUAGAACAGUUUCAAAGUGGCCGUACAAAAGUCUGUGACGAGUAACACAGUGGACGACUGGUCGAAGUUGGGACUUACUCUCUCGAAUCUCGGUCUGACACGUUUAAUCACACUUGAACUGAUAAUGUAAAAAUAAAUGUGAGUGUUGCAACUUUCAAUACAAUUAUUCAUAACAAGCUGCAGUACAAGAAACCCUGUGCGAGAUGGGUGCCAAGAUAUCUCAUAGACGCUCACACAGAAACCAGCCUUCAAAUCAGUUACAGUUGACGCUAGUGGUCGUGUGGUGUGUCGCCUCAUGUCUGGGGAUGCCGGCGUACGAGUCUCAGUACGAGCACGAUCAGUCUCAGGAACUCUACAGCCACGAAAACUACGAGGGCGGCGGCCUAGAAGACGGCGGUGGUCUGCAAGAUAGCUACCACAACGAUGAUGACCAUCAUCACGUUGAUUACUACGCACAUCCUAAGUACAGUUUCAAGUACGGGGUGCACGACGAGCACACAGGAGACGUGAAGAGUGCCCACGAGACAAGGGACGGUGACGUAGUGAAAGGCAAGUACUCUCUGGUCGAACCGGACGGCAGUGUACGCACAGUGGAGUACACGGCAGACAAGCACAACGGGUUUAACGCCGUGGUGACACGCUCCGGCCACAACACGCACGCGUACCACACACCGGAGCACGACUACGAGCACAGCUACUGUGUGACCUUCAUGGCAGAGGUUACACCACGACGUGAAUUAGUUUACGGCUCUCCUGUCAUAGCGUGUGCUCUUGGACUGAGUUUUUGUCAACUUGAACGAGUUCCCGUUCCAGUUUCAACACUGCAGCCACUGCCGUUUCUUCACCAGGUCCACGCAAAUGAGGAGUCUCCGCCUGGUGAAUCCGGAAAAGACUCGAACCUAGAACUGAGUCAAGGUUUCAGUAAGCCUGAGAGGUUCGCAACAAUGUUCUACCUACGUCUGCACUUGUUUCAGACACUAGCAGCCGUGCUGGCUGUGCUCUCCAGCGUCAGCUCCGCCCCCACACCGACGCCGGAAGAGGAUUAUGCCCCUCACGAUGUCGACCAUGACUACCACGACUCUGACCACGACUACUACUCUGCUCCAGGGUACGACCAUCUGCCCCAAUACAUACCUGUCGUGCUACCCAAGACAGCCCCUAUCAUCGUACCGGACUACAACCUCGCCCCUCUCGUCCCGGGCUACCAAGGCAAGUCCAUUGGGUACGACUUCCCCACCAAGUCUGCAGGCGUCCCUGUGGUUCUACCUCACGUUGGGGCACCUUAUGAUGGCGCCGAGUACGCCAACUACGCCCCUCACCAUGACCAUGAACAUUACUCAUAUCCUAAGUACGCUUUCAAGUACGGAGUGCAUGACCCUCACACGGGAGACAUCAAGCAGCAGUGGGAAGAGAGAGACGGAGAUAAGGUAAAAGGUAUGUACUCGUUGGUAGAACCUGACGGCUCAAUCCGUGUAGUGGAGUACACAGCAGACGAUCACAACGGCUUCAAUGCUGUAGUCAAGAAAAUAGGAGUGUCCCACCAUCCCUCGCCCGUCUACCCUCACCACGCUCCUCUCGUCAGCUACCCGGCCAAGAGCAUCGACUACCCUUACAGCAGCUACGACUACCCAUCCAAAUCCAUCGAUUACCUCCCCUCCAAAUCGACAGAUUACUACAUACCGAACAAAUCGAUUGAUUAUAAAUAGUCACUAAGAUAGAAACUUAGGUGUACCAAAGUGUUUUUAUAUUUUUUUAUAAUGUAACUUACCACCUUAACUUAGCACACCUUUAGACAUUAUUUUAUGAUUCAGAAUGGAGAACGUCUUAAUGUGAAUAUUUGUAUUAUAUAGACUGUUACAAGAAAGCGAAUGAAAUUCGAGUAAUGAGUUACUGUAUUUGAUUUUGUGAACAUGAAGUCUGAAUGUAUAUGUAAUUAAGUUGUUCCAAAUCCAGUGUGUUCGUAUUAUAGGAAAAAGUAGCAAAUAUAUAGUAAUGUAUUUUUUCA
Molecule: messenger RNA, 2127 nt
Organism: Homalodisca vitripennis (glassy-winged sharpshooter)
Lineage: Eukaryota; Metazoa; Arthropoda; Insecta; Hemiptera; Cicadellidae
Exons: 7
Coding region: 326-1828 (500 amino acids)
Cellular component (GO): extracellular matrix
Source: RefSeq, a predicted model, not a curated record